Lytechinus pictus (painted urchin) is the source of this 828-nucleotide messenger RNA. RefSeq lists its product as uncharacterized. The transcript has a single exon. Gene Ontology annotation, biological process: DNA integration. Lineage: Eukaryota; Metazoa; Echinodermata; Echinoidea; Temnopleuroida; Toxopneustidae. The record is from RefSeq and is a predicted model, not a curated record. Gene Ontology annotation, molecular function: nucleic acid binding. The coding region runs from base 1 to 828 and encodes 275 amino acids.
AUGUCACGGCACCCGCGUACUACCCACAGUGAGGGAUCAUCAGCCGAAGAAGAAAUUGCAGAACAACAUGUCUCGUUUAUCGCAGCACACGCAAUUCCAAAGACAGUCACGCAUGAGGAUAUCGUAUCCGCAACAAGCGCUGAUGAAGCUCUUCAGAACUGUAUGCGUGCUAUCCAGGAUGAUAGCUGGGGUGAUCUUCUAGCGUCUGCAGAUGCAGCAUUGCAGAGUGAGUACAGAAGCCUACAUGAAAUACGUGAUCAACUUACCAUAGCAGAAAAUGGUAGCAUUCUCUUACGUGAUCAUCGCAUCGUCAUUCCACGCUCACUUAGACAGCGUAUCAUCAACAUAGCACAUGAGGGCCAUCAGGGUAUAACUAAGACAAAGGCUCUCUUGCGUGAGAAGGUGUGGUUUCCUUCUAUUGAUCGUAUGACUGAACACACAAUUCGCGAUUAUUUAUCUUGCCAGAUGAACAGUGUUGACCAUGCGAAAGAACCACUUCGAAUGACUGAGCUUCCACAACAGCCAUGGACCGAAGUUAGCGUAGACUUUGCCGAUCUCCCGAAUGGUGAUCACAUGUUGGUAGUCAUCGACGAUUACUCACGUUUCGUAGAAGUAGAAAUAGUUUCCUCUACAGCAGCGAGUCAGGUCAUCCCCAAGCUUGACCGAAUCUUCUCAAGCUUUGGCGUUCCUUCUGUAGUCCGUACUGACAAUGGCCCACCAUUCAACGGCGCAUAUUUCAAUCAGUUUGCUAACUACUUAGGGUUCAAGCACAGGAGAGUUACUCCGCGUUGGCCUCAAGCUAAUGGUGAGGUCGAAAGAUUCAUGUGA